UCCACUCCUGAUUUCUGUUCCCUAGGGCGCGGACAUUGACUCAUCAGAUCUCAAGGGAAUUAUACCCCGCAUCACGGAACAGAUUUUCAAAUCAAUCGUAGAAUCGGACUCUCACCUCGAAUAUGUUGUCAAAGUCUCCUACUUGGAGAUUUACCUUGAACGCAUACGCGAUCUUCUUGCCCGUAAGAUCUCGAACUCUUUUCUGUGAAUCCAGUGAUGAAAAAUGUACUUCAGCCCAAAAUGACAACCUCCAGGUACAUGAGGAAAAAUCAAGAGGCGUAUAUGUAAAGAAUCUUUCGGAUUAUUACGUUAGCAGUGCUCGUGAGGUCUAUGAGAUAAUGAGACAGGGAGGGGCCGCGAGAGUCGUCACUUCAACCAGUAAGUGUCUCCCCGUGUCGUGGCGUUAACCUCCAAGUCACUCGUAACGGCAGACAUGAACGCUGAAUCUUCGCGGUCA
This is a messenger RNA of Suillus fuscotomentosus, 457 nucleotides long. RefSeq lists its product as uncharacterized. Gene Ontology annotation, molecular function: microtubule binding; ATP binding; microtubule motor activity. Gene Ontology annotation, biological process: microtubule-based movement. The transcript has a single exon. The record is from RefSeq and is a predicted model, not a curated record. Lineage: Eukaryota; Fungi; Basidiomycota; Agaricomycetes; Boletales; Suillaceae. The coding region runs from base 123 to 407 and encodes 94 amino acids.